Molecule: messenger RNA, 2189 nt
Organism: Syngnathoides biaculeatus (alligator pipefish)
Lineage: Eukaryota; Metazoa; Chordata; Actinopteri; Syngnathiformes; Syngnathidae
Product: CD151 antigen-like
Exons: 10
Coding region: 391-1152 (253 amino acids)
Cellular component (GO): membrane
Source: RefSeq, a predicted model, not a curated record
GACGUCAGGGAGCCUACCCGGAUUGGGCAGGCUUGGUCCUCCGGCAGACGGUCUACCUUGCGUCGGUCCGGGCGACGCCGGGUCUUUCCUGCUGGGUCCUGUAUUGGCCAGUUCGUUCUGUCACGUCCCAUCGGAACGAGAGUGAUGCGCAAGUGUGUGUAAACCUGCGAUCUCCAAGCUGGAGGUUUACUGCCAUUCCUGGUGUCCUAAAGGAAAACGACGCACGUUGUCGGGGAAGGCUUCCUGGGGUGGAGCUUCAAUGUGUGCCUCCCAACCGUGGGCUACAUCUCGACAGUCUUGUGAACCAAAGGGAUCCUAUCAAGUGGUUUAUGAACAGAAUUCUUGUGUACCUUUAUACCUUUUUGUCAAGACUUAAUCAAAGAUAACAGCAUGGGUGCACAUGAAGAGAAGAAAGAAACAUGUGGAACCAUCUGCUUGAAAUACCUACUGAUCACAUUCAAUUUCCUCUUUUGGCUUGCAGGGGGCGUUGUUAUGGCUGUGGGUGUUUGGACUUUGCUUGAAAAGAGCGACUACAUCAGCCUUCUCCCCUCCAUGACAUAUGCUGCCUCUGCCUACAUAUUGGUCCUCGCUGGAGCCAUUGUCAUGGUAACAGGCGUGCUGGGAUGCUGUGCCACCUUCAAGGAGCAGAGGAGGCUACUGCGAGUGUAUUUUGUCCUGCUGCUGUGUAUUUUCCUGUUGGAGAUCCUUGCUGGCGUUCUGGCCUAUAUCUACUAUCGGCAGUUAAAUGAGGAGCUGAAGCAGAACCUGAGGGUGACCAUGAUGCAGAAGUAUGAACAGAAGACUCAGGAACAUGUUACCAGUGCUGUGGAUAAGCUGCAACAGGAGUUCAAGUGCUGUGGGAGCAACAAUUCAUCUGACUGGGCCGAAAGUGUUUGGAUCCGCUCCAAUGAUGGAAAUGGCAGGGUGGUCCCUGACAGCUGCUGCAAGACUCCAUCUGAGCUGUGUGGACGUGGGGAGCACCCCUCCAACAUCUACAAGGUUGAGGGUGGCUGUAUUUCAAAAUUGGAGACAUUCAUCCAGGACCACCUGAAGAUCAUUGGAGCAGUGGGUGUUGGGAUUGCCUGUGUCCAAAUAAUAGGGAUGGUGUUUACAUGCUGCCUGUACCGGCGUCUCAAAUCAGAGCCGUACUAAAGAAGAGGAAGAGAUGGAGGAAGUCACCUCACUAACAUUCAAAUAUCACGUCUUUUUCUCAUGGAGGGGAGGUGAGGGAUUAAAUAAUCACAUCUAAGUUUCUUAUAAUGAUGGUCAGAUGGAAAAAAAAAAAUUAAGGUUAUGAUGAAUAAUUGGUCAUUCAAGUUAGUCUCUAGAUUACAGCAUUAAUAGACAAUGCUAUCAGAUAGGUAAACUAGGGAAUAUUUUGUUUGAAUAUCUGAUUGAUUAAUUUUGUGAUGGAUACCCUCUGUGGGAGUUCAAGGUACAAUAUGUACAUGUUUUGUAAUGUUAGUGUGAUGCUGAGUUUGUGGGCCAAAACCUGGUGACAGCAGCACUAUCUACAAGUUGCGAUGUUAGCUAGCCACUCGUGCAUUUGAAAUAUGUUCUAAUGUGGCCUUUUAAAUUCUCAACACUAUGUUUUACCACUGUUUUUAUUCUUUGUAAAUGUCUCUUACCUGUGCGCUGUUACUGUAGUUGAGCCUUUCCUGCCUAAUGUGUCUUCACAUAGCGACGUGCCACCAUUAGAUCAGGCUCUUAUCCUCAGUGUGUUGGCAAGGACACUUUAUCUGUCAGUCUGACGGUACAAUGAACUGAACUUCAUUACCAGCAUAACUGUACCAUCACUGUAAUAAAACAAUAGUGCCUUUUAACAAUUCACAUCUAAUGUGCAAAGCUUAUGUGAUAUCGUAAGGUGUAAUGCUUACCGACAUUGCUGAAGGAAAAGCCUCAAAUUUUCUAUUUCACUGUAUUUUUUUACACUACUGAUGCCAAAAAGACACUGACUGAGCUAUGUAUCUACUGUAUCUUUACCAAACACAAUGUCAAAUCUAUUAUUUUUUUUUAAGUUAAGAUUGUUUGCUUAUGAUCAGUAGUCUAUUAUUCAGAAUGUGGUAGUGACGGUCUUUUGCUUCAAUAAUCUUGUCAAAAACGUCUCAACACCGACCAUAUUUCCUGUCUUAGCCAAGAAUACAUCUGGCUUGAAUAAAUACCCAUCAAAAGCAAAGUCUUUCUCUUGU